Molecule: messenger RNA, 1314 nt
Organism: Aspergillus versicolor CBS 583.65
Lineage: Eukaryota; Fungi; Ascomycota; Eurotiomycetes; Eurotiales; Aspergillaceae
Exons: 2
Coding region: 1-1314 (437 amino acids)
Source: RefSeq, a predicted model, not a curated record
AUGUUGCUCCUCACGCUGUUUUUCGGCCUCGUUACCGGCCAAAGCGAUGGAAUCACCAGCGAUCAGUGGCUCAUAACUCUCAACACUUCAAUCUUCUGGCCCACGUCUACGGACUACUUUUAUGGCCCGACUACUGGUCCCAGCGCCUCUGUGGUGUCAUGCAAUGCUGCCUGGGUGGAAUACCUUGGACGGUCCUCUGGUUUGCGGUCUCUAGGGCCUACGGCCACCACCACCUCGUUGGGAUCAUAUGCCACAAGUGAGGGAGCGUGUCGUACCUCAGUCUCCGCUGAAAGAUGGUCAAAUUCUCAUGCCGGGCCUCUCACCACGCUAUGCGAUGACAUCCCUCGCGCACUAGGACCCAGAGAAACGGUAACAGCGUACUACCCCGGCAUGGGCCCCUGUGUGACGGGAUACACUACUUACACUAACACCGACACCCUUUACCGCGAGCCAUCACCCGUCCCGGAUUGUCCUCUGGAAACAAGCGAGUGCAUUCCUAUCUGGGAAACAUACUCAAGCCGUUCCAACUCUUACUGGGACUCAAUAGUCACAUCAAUUCCUGGCGACACUAACAGCCCUAUCCGGCCGGGCGAAUGCCCCCAAACAUUACGUCAGUACCCAGAGGAAAACCCCUGCUCGAAUUGUCACUUCCUCCCCGGGACUGCCACUCUCUUCUACUGGCCUGUCACUACCGCCGAUGGGGACCUCUGUCUGCAGAACGGAACCACCCUCCCGGCAUCGGGUCCCAGUACCGCUGUUGUCAACGGAGAAACCUUCGUCUCCCCAACUGUUUACCUGUCUUUUACCACCAUAUACGCAUGGAGUAACCGCCGCGGUCACCCGGGGAGCCAAUGUGGUGUUGACCACAGUAAUACUGUCAUCUCUGUCAACCCAAGCACGCUAUCUUCCAUACGCGGCCACCGGAACGCUAAAUACCCGGUUAUCGGGACUUCCUAUCCGUUCAACUUUGCCGAGUUUAUGACACAAGAUGUAGGAGAGUACACUCAGUCGCUGGUCCCGUGGCCCCAGUACCGAGGGGGGCAGCAGUGCCCACUUGGUGACAGCGACACCUGCACAAUUAUCCGCGAUGACUAUACGCCCUGGGUUAAACUUCCUGAGGAGGUCCGCGGCAUCGAUGAGGGCUGGUCGGUGUGUGACGAUUCUUGGUAUAUUCCACCUGUGACGAUGGUUGCGCUUGACAAGGAAGAGAUUGUGAUUACACCCACUCCGGCGCCCACUGAGGAGGCUUUUUCAGUGGCGGCAGCUCCUCAUGAAAGACUCACCGCAGCCCCAGAACCAACCCGUGGUUGGUAG